Molecule: messenger RNA, 1915 nt
Organism: Nothobranchius furzeri (turquoise killifish)
Lineage: Eukaryota; Metazoa; Chordata; Actinopteri; Cyprinodontiformes; Nothobranchiidae
Gene: c17h5orf34
Product: chromosome 17 C5orf34 homolog
Source: RefSeq, a predicted model, not a curated record
GUUUAGGAGAAGAAUUUACUUCCGGUCAGGUGACUCGUUCAGCUAGAUCGCGCCAAUGACGAACGUCUCCACCACCGACACCUGUGUUUGUUUUCACCGUCUGUAGGUUUUAACAAUGGAAACCACUGACUGUGUUAGUUUAAUGAUAAUGUACGAGGACGAGUCGGUGGAGGUUCGUUAUAAAAACGGAACGCAGUUACAGCUGUCACCGUGUGGCAGCGAAUUUAUGCUGCUGAAACCCGCAGACCCCCACGGACAUCCUCUACAGCCCGCAGAGACAGUCCGACAGAGGACCAGGUUCUCUACCAGCAAAUACAAGGAGUUAAUAGUUGCUGUUUUGACAUUCAGGAAUAAGUAUGCUAGUCGACCAUACCUGCCAGAAGCGCUCAUCCCUGUUGACCACAAGAAGCCCUUUCUCAGCAUCGAAUCAGAUGUCAUGUGGCCUGAGUGGUCCUCUGAGGUGGAAGUUGGACCUGGAGGCAACGCUAUUGUCAGAUCAGAGGACCAACGAGCCUCAUUAAUGCUGUCGCCUUCAGGUGAAGAAUUCUUUGUGGAGUUUACAUGCAACAUAAGUCGGCCACAAAAUCAGCACCAAAGCAUGAAGAGUUUAAGCAGGAAUCCUGACAACAGGCCGGGCUGUAUGCAACAAGUGAUUUGUGAUAGCACGGGUAAUCAGAGUAAAAGGACUCGUCAGCCAAAUCAAGAAAGGUCUUGUUCUCGUGAAGGGGACUGUGCUGCUCAGCAAAAGCCUGAGCAGAUGUACCAAUCCACCACUGUGGUCCAGCAUCACUCCUGUUGUGCAGUUUCCCCCAUAUGGAGCUACCCUCUGUCUUUGGCUCAACAUCGCUCUAAAUCUAAAGAUGCUGAUGCAGAAGAAACCAGCAAUUCUAAACAAACAGAUACAGGAAUGAACAUGUCUAACAAAUCUCUAGAGGAAAGGAGGUCUCAACUUCCUCAGGCUUUACCGCUUGCAUGUUCAUCACCUCACUGGCACAGGUGGAAAUUUAAAGACCCUCUGUCCAAAGAAGAGGAUACAGACCUUCCAUCAGAGCUUGUAAAACUUAUAUGGCGUCAAGGAGUCACCUACAGGAUACUGAGUGGAGUAGUUCCAGUCGUAGAGAUUUCCCCAGGAGAUGGAUCAGUCUUUCGCUCCAACGGGGUCCUAAACUCUUAUUUUAACCAUCACAAAGUGAAACUACAAGAAGAAGAGUUGAAGGAGCUAACUUACCAUGUAAACAGUCUUCCUCCUGAUGUACCUGGACAGAAGUACUCCGUGUACGCUAUUGUGAGUCGUGCUAGUAGGAUUCUUUCUUCCUACAACCAGGCCAAGCUGUCACUGAAGCUCCUUGCAACACCAAGUUGCAUCCAAGAGGACCUUCUCAUUUCUAGAUCAAAGUCAUCUGAACAAUACCCAUCCACUGCUGUUCCUAAAGAGCAUCAUGUGAUCAUGUCACAGGCAGCAGAUAGUAUCUCCGAUCUUGUUGCUGCAGAACUGGAGAAGAUAAAACGAUUCAACUUUCUGCUGGAGAACAGCAGCCUGCUAAAAAGUGAAAGCAAAUGUAGAAACCUCAAUGAAAACUUCUCCGAGACCAUCCAUGAGCCUCUAAAUGAGGACUGCAUUGCUGAAGCUCUUCUGAGGACGUCUAAAGCCAUUCAGGACAUUGAUGCUCUAAUUGCUGGAGAAACACUGACUUGAGUCACUGAAGAACAUGUCGUAAAUCUGUAAUUACAGAUUCUGAUCCUCUGUUUAAAGAUGUUACGCAUGUAAUAUUUAAUUUGACUUUAGUAACUUGUGUCUAGACAUCAAAUGUACACGCAUUGUUCUUUGUCUUCUAUUCCCGUCAGUGUUGAAAGAAGAACAAAGAAAACUUUAUUCCACUGAUAAAUAUGUUUCCAAAUGAUGUGGGAAAAUUUC